Molecule: messenger RNA, 672 nt
Organism: Durusdinium trenchii
Lineage: Eukaryota; Dinophyceae; Suessiales; Symbiodiniaceae
Source: the annotation of a GenBank genome assembly
AUGCUUGGUUCUCGAACCCUCGAGGUGCUCCAGGAGUGCUUGCGACAAGAGUCCCCACAGCCAGAGAAGCUUUUGAAGGGCCUACUGCAGAAGGUUUUAUCUGAUGGCUUGCAGGGUGAUCGGCACGACAAAGUGAGCCCAACAAGCUCAGUGUUUAAAGAUCAAGAAGAGCUGAGGAUGUUCCUCCAACAGGUUUUAUCUGAUGGCUUGCAGGGUGAUCGGCACGACAAAGUGAGCCCUACAAGCUCAGUGUUUAAAGAGAAGUUCGGCACGGAAGCCCGAGGAGGAAUUAUCUGUGAGGAAGAAGGACAUAAGGAAGAAGAGGAUGAGGGGGCAGCCAGUUCUGCACCUGUGGAACAAUCACCUCCAGAAAGUCGUGCAAGAGUGACAUUUGCAAGUCUACGUGAGAAGUAUUUGGAACACUCAGGCUUAUUUGUUGUUGCUAUGUCGUUCAUAUCGUUGUUCAUGACCACUUAUAGACACAGACGUCGGCUUGAACAAUCUUUGGAAGAUUUAGACCGUCUAGACAAUCCUGCAGAUCGACGAAGUACUGACAUGGAUGUUUUUGCUGCAGCAAUGGUUUUUGCUGUGUUAUGCGCUUAUUUGAUGAACAAGCAGAGUGACUCAAGCAGGGAACCGUCAACACUUUGGGAAAGACUCAAGAAGAGCUGA